AUGCGCGACUCGGGGAUCGACGAUGAUGCGAUGCUGGUAGACGGUUCAGCACCUCGUCCUCUGCGAGACCAUGGCGACAUCAUCGCAGCUGGCUACGUGGAUAACUUCGCCACCGUCUCACUCAGUCCAGAAGUUGCCACCGCUUCGUGCCAGGCCAUUCGAGACGUGCUGGUUGCGAGGGGCUUACCUGUAGAAGAGUUCGCCCCCGCGGCGCAGCGCGUCACCUUCACUGGCCUCGACAUCCUGGGCGACGUCGGCGUCAUCAGGUGCAAGGUGGACCGGUUGUCGCGGUUGCGCCAGGCCCUACUUGGGCUACUCAGACGUGGCCUCGCAUCUCCGCUUGCGUUGUCCGCCGUGGUCGGGCACUGCACCUGGGGGAUGAUCACCAACAGGCCCAUGCUCUCCAUCUUCCACGCAGUCUACCGCUUCAUGGGUCAGGACUCGCGUCGGGCUUUGCCGCUGUGGCCGUCAGUCGUCUCUGAGCUCCGUGCCGCUGCUUCCCUCAUCCCGUUGUGGUGGGCUGAUGUCAGGGCAGAGUGGGCGGCCACCACCUUUUGCAGCGACGCCUCUCCAUACGGCAUUGGCGUUUGUCGCAAGUUCGUGGAACAAGAGGUCGUUGCUGCCGCAGGUCGACUGUCCGAGAAAUGGCGCUACCGCUUCUCCGAUGCCGUGCACGCCCGCGCCCACGCUCUGGGAGUCGACCCGAACGUCGUGUUGGAAGCUGCCGUGAGCAAAAGAGGCCUCAAAGACUGCGAGCAGUGCCCGAGGCCUCCCGAGGCCCAAAGCAAGCCCUCGCCCACCGCAUCAUCAUCACCUCGAGGGCUCGACGAGAUUUCGCUGGACGGCUUCGACGAGGUUCCCGACUCGAUCACGGCUUCCGACGGCUGGUCUACGAUAUAUAGCGCACGGAAUUCGAGGUUCGGUUUGGACAUCAUGCGAUACGAGGCGGAGGCUCUCGGAUUUGCGAUGCGACACUCGUCUCGGAGCACCAAGCGGCUGCACCCCGAGUUUCGGCGCCAGCGAGCCACGACCGUGACGGAGCAGAGGACCAAGACGCAUCCAGGACCACAACGGCUCGGGCGGGGUGUGCUCUCGGUCCUCGAGUCAGCUGCCGUGUCGGACACAACCAUGGCCAACUACUGGGGCGCCGCCAAGAAGUUCGAGGAGUGGUGCCGCUGGACGUCCCAGACCUUCACCACGGCGGCGGAGGUCGAUGUCAUCCUAGUUACCUACUUCGUGAACCUCUUUCUGGACGGCUUCGACAGUGCUACGGGCCGAGUCCUGCUCGCCUCCUUGAAGCACUACCUGCCUUCGAUCCUGGUGGGCAGGGCGCCGUGCCCGCGUGCAGCUCGCGCCUUGACAGGCUGGCGGAAGCUCGUGCCCCCGCAGAUGCGACUACCCCUUCCACGGGCGGCGAUGGCCUCCAUUGUGGGCGUCCUCAUCUCGUGGAAGCUCUUCGGCAUGGCAGUGUUUAUCAGGCUGAUGUUCGACACCUACCUGAGGCCCAGCGAGGCCUAUCGGCUAACAGCGGGCAGCGUUAUUCGACCAAGACCCGAUGCCGCCCGCGGGUACGGACAUUGGGCCCUGAUUGUCAACGACGCCUGCCUCGAUCGUCCUGGGAAGACAGGGGAGAUGGACGAGAGCGUGAUCGUCGACAACCCGACGCUCUGGCCCCUUCUCGACGCGCUGGUGCUGGGCAAGAAGACGAGCGACGGCCUCUGGACCUUCGCCCCCGACGAGGUGCGGAGCAUGUUCCGUCGUGCUGCCGCUGCGCUCGGGUUGGAGGCCGAGAUGACGCUCUACUCCUUUCGGCAUGGGGGUGCGUCCGACGACCUCCUGUCUCUCCGACGCACCAGGAAGGAGGUCAAGGACCGCGGCCGAUGGAGGACGGACCAGAGCCUCCUCCGCUAUGCCAAGAGGGCUCGUAUGCAGCAGCGGAUCGCCACCCUAGGCCAGAACUUGAUCGACUUCGGGCACGCGGUCGACUCGCAGAUGAACGAUCUCAUUCUGCAGACCGCCUCCUCAGGCGUCUUCCCGCUGCAAGUGCCGCUUGCCGUGACGCCGACACCGCCAGCGGUCAGGUACUCGCCCGCCCUAGUAAUUGGCGGCGACGGCGGCGCGGCUCGCGCUCUGCAGCGCCUCGGCUUUGGCGUGCUGCACUUGAAAGUGAGAC
Messenger RNA from Prorocentrum cordatum, 2173 nucleotides. NCBI's taxonomy places the organism in Eukaryota, Dinophyceae, Prorocentrales, Prorocentraceae. The record is from the annotation of a GenBank genome assembly.